Messenger RNA from Vicia faba (fava bean), 372 nucleotides. The record is from the annotation of a GenBank genome assembly. Lineage: Eukaryota; Viridiplantae; Streptophyta; Magnoliopsida; Fabales; Fabaceae.
AUGGAUUCAUCUACACCACUGCCAACUUCAGCACUUCCAAUAAUCUCUAAUCAUCCAAUCCAGUCACCGUCACCGUCACCCUCAACUUCUCCUCUCAGAAGAAGAUCCAAAACUUGUCUCGCUGACCGCCUCGAAAUUACCGCCGACGACUCUCCUGAACCUGCCAGAGUACGGCGAAGGAGAAAAGCCAGAGUCGCUCAAAACAACGCUCAAAAAGCAAGAAAACCGCGUGCUGGUGCUGAUGUUGAGAUUCGAGAAGAGAGUAAAGAUAGUGUUGUUGGUUUGUUUGAAGAAAUCGGAAAACCUAGAAAGAGAGCGGUGGUGUGGUGCAGCUCGUUCGACAUGAGUGGUUUGGAAUCGUUUGCUUCAUAA